Messenger RNA from Alexandromys fortis (reed vole), 3617 nucleotides. It is a transcript of the gene Mpzl3, whose product is annotated as myelin protein zero like 3. The record is from RefSeq and is a predicted model, not a curated record. Bases 235 to 918 code for a protein of 227 amino acids. Lineage: Eukaryota; Metazoa; Chordata; Mammalia; Rodentia; Cricetidae. The transcript is spliced from 6 exons. Gene Ontology annotation, cellular component: plasma membrane.
GGAAGGGAGGGGAUGUGGGAGGACCUUCUUUCCCGGCUGUCACCACCCACUGCGGAGAGUUGGUCCCCGGUCGGUGCCGGAGCUCUCCCUGGUGUGACUUGACCUUGCCUUGGUGAUGCCACGACCCGACGAAACCACAGCGAGCUCGGGCUUUGCGGACACUCACUGUUCUCGUAUGAGGUUAUCAGCGACUGUCUGCCAGGGUUCUGUAUUGCUGUUACACCCUGGCCAGGAAUGGACUGUUCUGUUCGCCCCAGUUAUUUUGAGAGACACAAUAAUGAUUGUAUGCCUCCCACCCUCUCUCUGGAGAUCAGUGCAGAUGCCCAUGUCCGGGGAUAUGUUGGAGAGAAGAUCAAGUUGAAAUGCACCUUCAAGUCAUCUUCGGAUGUCACUGACAAACUGACCAUAGACUGGACAUACCGGCCCCCCAGCAGCAGUCGCACAGAAUCUAUUUUUCAUUACCAGUCUUUCCAGUACCCAACGACAGCGGGCACGUUCCGAGACCGGAUUUCCUGGGUUGGAAAUGUGUACAAAGGGGAUGCGUCCAUCAGCAUCAGCAACCCCACUCUGAAGGACAAUGGGACGUUCAGCUGUGCCGUGAAGAAUCCUCCAGACGUGUACCACAAUAUCCCCCUGACAGAGCUCACGGUCACAGAAAGGGGUUUUGGCACCAUGCUGUCCUCGGUGGCCCUACUCUCCAUCCUCGUCUUCAUCCCCUCGGCAGUAGUGGUAGUUCUGCUGCUGGUGAGGAUGGGGAGGAAGGCAACGGGGGUGAAGAAGAGGAGCAGGUCUGGCUAUAAGAAGUCUUCCAUUGAAGUUUCUGACGACACUGACCAGGAGGACAGCAAUGACUGCAUGGCGAGGUUUUGUGUCCGCUGUGCAGAGUGUCUGGAUUCAGACUAUGAAGAGGCCUACUGAUGAAGUGUGUCUGAUGGAAGAAGGGUUACCUAACAACAGGAAAUAUCCGGUUCCCCUGGCCAGAAGUGCCACUGGCGGGGAUGGCAGUGACAGAAGAUUCUGAAGGUCAUUGGUGAAGACUUUAAGGACCAUUUAUUUAUUGAAGAAGUGUUCAUUUUAUAUUUAUAAACUGUUCAGAAACUUCCAGAAGGGACUCAGGCCUUCCCUUUUUUUUUUUUAACACACUUGGAUGGAACAAAGAAAUUCUUGUCUUGAACAGAAACACACCCCUUGGUUUACCUUCGCUCUUGAAGGUAGUUCGUGUUUUCUUCCAGUUGCCUGAAGGAGGAUACUAAACAUCUGUCACUCUGCUGAUGCCAAAAUUGUACUUUUUAAUGAUGUGGAGCUUGUAGUUUCCCGAUGACGUGCCAAUGAACAACACGCUUGUUUGGGACAGGUAGCCUUUGCUUCCUCACGCACGUCUUCUGUUGCAAGUAUUCAGUGUGCGUUAUGUGAUUUAAUGGUCAUCAGUUGUGUUUGCAGGACCGGGAGUAUUUGACCCCAAUUUUUUUAGAUUCAGUAGGCUCAUAAGUUGUCGACUAAUUUUAACGGGGUCCUUUAAGUAUUAAAGUGUUAUCAAUGUACAGUAAGGAAGCAGAUUUUGAGGUAGAAGAGUCUUUCUCGUGUGUCUUGCUAGGUACACUUUGGGCCAAAGAAUCUUUGUUAUUUUGUGUUCCUGCGGCUGACUAAUUUGUGGUUUCCUUCUUCGUUUUUCAAGUCAGAGGCAAGAAAUGCCUCUGAAGAACGUUUUUGGGGGUGACUUAUGAAAAUAUUUUUGUAGUCCUUUCCUUAAGUCUUUUCACUUUUCUUGUGUUGUUGUUAUUUAGAGCCUUUCUAGCUCCAGGUUGCACCAGUGAUGGACACAUUACGGCACCUGCAAGCUGGUUUUCUCAGUACAGAGAUGAGGAAGUGAGGUUGCGCAGGGCAUCACCCCUCUCUUCCCUCUGUGCCUUGUAACCCACACCUCUGCUCUUUAUAAAUUUUAAUUUAUAAUAAGUUUUCUAUAAACCAUUAAGAUGCCCCUGACGUAUCAGGGAAGACUGGCGGCAUGUGUGCAAACAGCCCUCUCUAGAGAGUGACAGGGCUCAUGGCUCGAUUGUGAGAGUCACAGAUGACCCCUCCCCCAGCCUUGCUGGUUUCAACAAGCUGGUUUUCUUCAUGGUUCUUCCUAAAAUGGCUCAGGAGGGCUCCAUGUUAGUGUUAUAUACUAUGAAGCUUAUAAAAGUCAUUCUACUUACCACCAAGAUCUUAUUCUUGGGAAGCUGGGAUUUUAACUCUUAAAAGAUUUGUUAAUCUAGCUUGAUGACUCAUGAAUCUGAUUCUCUGAUAAGCACUGUGAUUUACCUCUGGUCAUGGGGGCCCCCAGAAGAAGCAGAGGAGGACCUGGCAUUUUAUGUCACUGGUAGCUAGAUUCCAUGGGUCUCUGGGCUGCUUGUUAGAGAUGUGGUUGUCUGUGGCCGCUCCAGUGCGACCCUUUUCUGACAGAUAAUCAGAGAGAAGAAACCUUUCCGGCACCAAGCAUAGACAAUUGGGCUCCUGAAGAUCUGAAGAGAGUGAUCCAGUUAUGAGGGAGCAUGCUGUGGACCUCACUGCUCUGUCAGAGGUGUGACAAGAACCCAUUUAAACCAUUAUCCUGUGAAAACGGGGGACCAGUUUUGUAUUUUGGGAUUUUUUUGCAAGUGUAUUGUGAGGCUUUGUCUUGCUCAGAAAUUGGUGAGUUAGGUAAGAUGAUCGAUGCCUGAUGAACACACACACUGUUGUGAAAUGGUUCUUCCUCCUUUAAAUGACAGACCAAUGAAGCCUUUCAUUGUAAGGGAGUAAGUUAGUAAUUUUAUUUGCUCCAUGGGUUUGCGGUCGCAUCCCAGGCCAAGGCUGCCUUCUUCACCCUUACACUGAGGUUUGCAAUAUAACUUUUUGAUCCUAAGGGCAAUAAGGCGGUCAAUGGAACCCUGCCUUUAAGAAUGAAUGUAAGAUAAAGGGUUUUUGUUUGUUUGACUUACUGUUUUAAUAUCUUCUAAGGUGCCAUUCUUAUACCUUUGUUUUUUCCUUUCUGCUGCUCUGUGGGCUCAAACCACAUGAUAUUAUAUCAUUGUUUGGAAAGAGAUUUAAGUCUUUCAUUGUGGCUGUAUCACCUUCUGAGUUUUAUGAUUUGGGCUCUUAAAAAUGUUACAAAAUGUGAUUUUAUAAAGUACUCUGUUUCCCCCGUGACCUGUGGCUUCAGGCUACUUGGGAACAUCUUAACUGUCUGCGGCUCCUAAGUCAGGCAAUGGUGCUUCAGAAAGGAAAGUUACCCCUCCCUGCCAUGUGCAUGUGUGUGUGUGUGUGUGUGCGUGUGUGUGUGUUUUACAGCAACAGAGAACCCGGAGGCCAAAUCCUGAACUAGAAUGUUCUAUCAUCACUGAGCUCCCGUUCUGAAGAGGGACUCUAAGAAGAUCCAUGGAGUGGCCCGAGACUCUUAAUUACCCAACUCAAAACCUUCCUUUUGGAAGAGUCCACUCCGGUGUUGAACUCUUCACGGCUGUAUCUCAUUGACUUUUAAAAUCAAACUAAAGUUUUUAUUUGUUGGAGGCAAUGAGCUGUAAGGCUACGCGCAUUGACCUUGUGACUCAUGGAAUCUUUACUCCGCUGUAGUUAAUAAACUUCUUUGCACUUUGCGGCUA